AUGUGGUGCUGCGCGGCAAAAGUAUCUAAUUUUCUAAUGCGUUCGACAAUUGAACGAUGUAAACAGAAGGGUUAUGAAAUAGCUGUAUGUGAAACUAGAUCACCUAUUACGCGACACAUUAUGUUGAAUAAAAUUCAUGGUACACAAAUCGCAUGUGAAACGGAUAUUGUGAAGAAUAUAUCUCCGUCAGAAUAUAGUAAAAUACAGCGUCCUAAAACCCGGUUUGAGCACUACAUGAUCAUUGCUGACACUAUCAGAAGUUUUGCGAAUUGGAAUUUUCGAGAAGUUUCGCCCGGUCCUGCUUAUCGAACCCGUGAUGAACUUAUUGAAUGGAUUCGUGGUAAUGCCACUUCCGGAUUUCACUAUAUUGGCACAUGCUAG
Didymodactylos carnosus is the source of this 381-nucleotide messenger RNA. Lineage: Eukaryota; Metazoa; Rotifera; Eurotatoria; Philodinida; Philodinidae. The record is from the annotation of a GenBank genome assembly.